UAAGCAUAUGAAAGAAACGAAAACAUUUAAUAUAACGGAGGUGAUCUUCUGGCAUGUGAAAAUGCAACCGUUUUCCUUAGACUUCAUUACAUUUUGCCCCAGUGAAUACAUCUUAUGUCAAGGAAUGUACCGGUAAUUCGAUACAAAUGUUCUGCCUCGAAUUCAACUACACUGCCCUACCUUGAUCCAGGCAAGUCAGGCUCGUGCUGUUGAGUAAUCACACCUGCUGCCUGCAUCCGGGUGUCUGUGUUUAGUUGGCACACCUCUAUUUGGCUCCAGGGAAGGGUACUAAACUGGAGUGCGUGCAGGCAGAGGUUUGGUCAAAGCGGUUGUUAUGGAAGCGUUGCCAUUCGGCCGGACUCUCCACAGGUCUAAUGUGGAGGAUGUGACAGAACUUCUGAAGGCUAGGGAGUCUAGAAGGGCCAGCGGCAGUAAAACCACACCUGUCCAGGAUCUGUUCCAUGAGGACGCUCAGGGGUCGCAGCAUCUCGCUCAGCCAUGGUGGAGGGUGAAACUGUUUGUGUGGGAGCCUGUCUUGUUUGGGACAUGGGAUGGAGUCUUUACUACCUGUAUGAUCAACAUCUUUGGUGUGGUGUUGUUCCUCCGCACUGGGUGGCUGGUGGGGAACCUAGGUGUGUUGCUAGGUAUGCUCCUGGUAUCUGUGGUGGUUAUCGUUGCCUUGGUAACAGUGAUGUCAGGCAUCGGCGUCUGCGAGCGCUGUGGGGUCGGUAGUGGUGGAGUGUACUCCAUGAUCUCUACUGUCCUGGGAGGAAGAGUAGGAGGGACCGUGGGGCUCCUGUAUGUUUUCGGCCAGUGUGUGGCUGGAGCCAUGUACAUCACAGGGUUCUCGGAGUCUAUCGCCCAGCUCCUGAGCCUGCAGAGUGAGUGGGCCGUUAGAGGGAUGUCUGUGGUUGUCCUGCUCUGCCUUCUGGGUAUUAACCUCGCCGGGGUCAAAUGGAUCGUCCGUCUCCAGCUGAUACUACUGGCCAUGCUGGCUGUCUCAACGCUGGACUUCGUUAUAGGGACGUUUUCCCACCUCGACCCAGAGCAUGGCUUCGUAGGGUACUCCCAGGAGCUGCUACGUAAGAACGCUCUACCAGACUACACAACAGGAGAAGGAUUCUUCACUGUAUUUGGAGUGUUCUUCCCCGCUGCUACAGGUGUGAUGGCAGGCUUCAACAUGAGCUCAGAUCUGCAGAGACCUGAACACAACAUCCCUGUGGGAACACUGGCUGCCGUCUGUACCUCGUGGUUCCUGUAUCUGGUCUUUGUGUUUCUGCUGGGAGCCAUCUGCACCAGAGAGGCACUGCACUUCGACUUCUUAAUAGCAGAAAAGGUCUCCUUGGUGGGUUUCUUGUUUCUCCUGGGCCUCUACAUCUCCUCGCUGGCCUCCUGCAUGGGCGGUCUGUACGGGGCACCCAGGAUCCUCCAGGUCAUCGCCCAGGAGAGGGUCAUCCCAGCCCUGGCCUUCCUGGGACAAGGGAAAGGUCCUAAUAAGACUCCGGUGGCGGCCAUAGUCUUAACUAGCCUGCUGACCAUGGCCUUCGUCUUUAUCGGACAGGUCAACGUCCUGGCCCCCAUCGUCACCAUCAACUUCAUGCUCACCUACAGCUUCAUUGACUACUCCUACUUCAGUGUGGCGAUGACCUAUAACCUCCAGCCCAGAGAGAAGAGGGUUGGUCCUGCCAAGAGGCCUGGGACUGGAGCCUCAUCCUUCACAAACCAUACUUCCAAGCCCCUCAUGACCACCACCCACCAGGGUUAUGGUACAGAGGGGGACGGUGAGAGCCCAGGGAAGGGGACCCUGUUAGAGUUUACUAGGGAUAUGGACCAGAUCUUCCCCCUGCCCAAUGGUGGUGAACAGGAGGAGACAGAAAAGGACAAUGCCACAGAGAAGGUCUCCAUGCCAGGCCUGAGAGGCAGGAUCAGGAGGGUGAAAGCCCCCGGCAAGAAGACACUGAUGGACAGCUUUGGGCUAGACCGUAAAAGCAAUGCCUUCCCUAGUGAGGGAGAUGAAGAUGGAGAAGGAGGGGUUGAUCAGGCUCCCCCAGGUCCAGGAGAGUGUGUAUCCCCCCAGGAAAGGUCAGGAGAGCCCAGCCCUGACCCUGAGGAAGUGAGGCAGGACAAGACCCUUCCCGGUCAUAACCCCAUAGAGCUUGACCCUCCAGGGUCACAGAGAGAAAACACUGGUUCUGACUGUAAACCAGACUACCAGGGAUCAGAAAUCCAACGGAUGCCUGAUUCCUUCUAUGCCAAAUUCUGCAACCACUGGAUUGCACUGAUUGGUGCAUUAUGUUCCAUCCUGAUCAUGUUUGUCAUUCAGUGGGUCUAUGCCUUGGCCAAUAUAAUAGUCGCCUUGGUCCUCUUCCUCUACAUUGGAAAAGCAAGCCCUGGCCUUCCAAUAGGAGUGGCAGCUCGUUUCAGCUUUUUCAGAUGGAUUAGGACAACCCUGAGCAACCUAGGAAGCGGUGAGUAUCCUCGGGACCGGAUGGUCGUGACACCCUCUCUGUCAGGAGUCGGCAUGGAAACUAGGCAGCUGACAGAAGAAAACCUGGACUUUGCCUCUCGGGACCGCUACCACCAGUCUUCCUUUAUCGAACCAGACAGGAUGGCACACCUACAACUCAACUGAUCACCACAACUCUGGAUGGCUGGUCCUAUCACAGACCAUAGUAUCCUGGUCCAAUAUCUGUUUGUGCUGUCUUGCCAACUCAUUACAAUGACCAUAGGAGUUGGCAAAACAGCACAAAAAGAUCUGGGACCAGGCUGAAAUAAUGUCUCAUUCUAGGCCUUAUAGACAGAUUACAUAUAAGCAGUCAAACUGAAAGCUGAAAUCAAUAGUCCUACUCUAUGACAUCUGGAUUUGUACAGGUCUCUGUGACUGUGGCAAUGCAUUCCUCUCAAUGAAAUGCUCAAAUGGUUAUUCUCUAUUUAUUGUGUCCAUGGUCAUG
This is a messenger RNA of Coregonus clupeaformis (lake whitefish), 2951 nucleotides long. It is a transcript of the gene slc12a8, whose product is annotated as solute carrier family 12 member 8. Gene Ontology annotation, molecular function: potassium:chloride symporter activity. Bases 335 to 2632 code for a protein of 765 amino acids. The record is from RefSeq and is a predicted model, not a curated record. The transcript has 16 exons. NCBI's taxonomy places the organism in Eukaryota, Metazoa, Chordata, Actinopteri, Salmoniformes, Salmonidae. Gene Ontology annotation, biological process: potassium ion homeostasis; chloride ion homeostasis; chloride transmembrane transport. Gene Ontology annotation, cellular component: membrane.